Hippoglossus stenolepis (Pacific halibut) is the source of this 1029-nucleotide messenger RNA. It is a transcript of the gene asip1, whose product is annotated as agouti signaling protein 1. Bases 235 to 603 code for a protein of 122 amino acids. The record is from RefSeq and is a predicted model, not a curated record. Gene Ontology annotation, biological process: melanosome organization; positive regulation of melanin biosynthetic process; hormone-mediated signaling pathway. The transcript is spliced from 4 exons. Lineage: Eukaryota; Metazoa; Chordata; Actinopteri; Pleuronectiformes; Pleuronectidae. Gene Ontology annotation, molecular function: melanocortin receptor binding; neuropeptide hormone activity. Gene Ontology annotation, cellular component: extracellular region.
UCACAGAGAAAACAGAGCCCGAGCCAGCAGGUAGUAAAACGUCUGCAUCAGCGUGACGGCUUAUACGAGAUCCGCUGUAAAUGCCAGUUGGGAGUAAAUACACGUCCUCACAUCUUAACACAGGUUCACAGCAACAUGUGCAGUUAGGAAACGCUCGCGUGUUGUUUUGGAUUCUGGUGGAAGCGACGCACCGACGCUGUCAGAGACCGACACGAGAGACAAGUGGUUGGAAAGAUGCACUCCUUCCUGCUGCUCGGCUGUUUUGUCCUCGCCACCACAGAGUACUUCCUGGGCUCUGCCCACAUGAUCCCCGACGAGAGACUCUCCACCAAUAAGGUCGUUGUGUCGAACAUCGUGUCUCAAAGCCUCGACAUGGGCUCACCCCCUGUCGUUAUCGUUGAGUUACCCAAAUCAGUCAAGAGCAAGAGAAAGAAACAAAAGAAGAAGAAAUUUGCGAAGCGGCCGCCUCCCCCUGCGAACUGCGUUCCCUUGAGGGGAAGCUGUAAAUCCUCCGGCAACGUGUGCUGUGAUUUCUGUGCCUUCUGCCAGUGUCGGCUCUUCAGAACUGUGUGUUUCUGUCGAAUGGGCAACCCUCGCUGCUGAGGGGCCGCCCGCGUGCAGCCCGACCCGGCUCCACGCUCACAGAGCAGAACUUCAUGCUGCAGCAGGCUACGGGAAGUGAGGGGAGUCACUUCUGGGUUUGGUCCAUGAUUUGUAACUCUGCCUUGAGUCUACUGCAUGAAAGCACUUUAUCACAGAGGACUGCAGCACAGUGAACGUUCCCGAAAAAACUGCGACAGGGUGUAACGCUUGUAGCACUGCAAUGAAACUCAUCAAUAAAAUGUUUUAAACGAGUCUUUAUUUCACUUUGAGCUUUUAGCAUGCAUAGAUAGAGUAUAUGAUCAAACCAUUUUGUAUAUUGCUUUAUUUUUUACACAGAAAUACAUGAACGUACGGUAACUUUCUUUUGUGAGUAUCAGACAUUUUUAUAAACCUUUGUAAGAAUAAAGUCCUUUACUAUGUUUUCAA